CUCCAUUCUCGUUCCAACUUUAAUAUCCUUAUCUCUAUACAGAGGGACUGGAUGCUGCAGAUGCUUGAAUUCUGAUGGCAGAAAUGGUUAGUAAUGCGAUUUUCCAGGAGACAGUUAGCCAAAUCCUAUCCGGUCUUGUUCAAAAAUAUGAGGAGAAAGAGGAAUCAAAUGCGAACAGAUACUUGGAGAGGCUAGAGAUGGCUCACAUCAGGCUGGAGGCUGCUCUUGAGACAUCUGAAAAGUGGCAGAUCACAGAUGCAUCCUUACUGUGCUGGCGUAGGAAGCUGAAGCGUGCAUCUCAAGAGUGCGAUGACACACUUCACAAAUGCAAGCAGAGAAUCCUAGAAGACGAACAAAUGAAUCGGGAGGUAAAGAAUUCCUCCCUUCCUAACCGUAUUGUGCAUGCUACAAAGUCAUUUGUUUUCUCUGUUCUGAACCGCGACAACAAUGAGUUGAUUACAUCCACUGCUCAAAGAUUUGAGUGGUAUGCAGAUGGUGCUAGUGAGUUUCUGAGAUUUAUAGAGCUUGGUGGCACACCACGCUGUCACAUGCCCUUUGACUCCUUUAUCAAGAACCUUUUUGCGGGCAAGGAACUACAUCAUAAAAUCGUUCGGGGAAACAAGUAUCCCUCCUUUCAGUUAUGGUUGGUGCCGAUCCGUACUUCAGAGUAUGGAACCACCGUUAGCUUGACAUUUGUCCAGUAUGAUGGUACACCAGAGGGUAAUAUCUUCUUUGGUUUGGUUGUUCAACUCUCAGAGAGUACAGAUAUAUUUGGGAUCGCAAUUAAGUGCUUGCAGUUUUUUGCCCCUCAUUUCAAUUGUACAUUUGAAAAUAUUAGGAAUGAACUUUCUCAACUGCCUGCUCAAGACUUCUCAUGGGGGCCAUCUUUUUAUUCAUUACAUAAAAAACAUUGGGACAAUUUAAACAGCUUCACGUCUCAAUGGGCCCGGCCAAACCCAUUUUGUUGCAAGCAGCAUGGUCAGCAUGAGGUUCGACGUUUUAGCAACCUAGAUAUGGCAGGAUUAUCAGAAGUUUGGCUAGAACCAGUAAUUAGUUUUACCUUGCAUUGUCAAGUCUCAAUGUCUAUUUACAGCAAGCAGAAGACUUCACUGUCUGAAGAUAUAAUUUCUAUGCCAGAUUAUCCAUAUCUGAAAGCAGGAAUCUUCUUUGCGCCCCAUGGCUCUUUAGAGGACAUGCUACCAGCGGAUAGGAGUUCUGAAAUAGCGGCGAUAGUCCACAAGGAGCAACAUUGCUUGCAUACAGACAUUACCCUGGAACAGCUGCAAGAGAUUAUGCUGCCAAAGGCAAUAGAUUACUUCCACCAGAAUGCCGAAGUGAUGGUUUACCAAAUGAUUUGGAAGUCUAAACAUGGGCUUGCACAUAUUCAGGUUGAGAAGCCAUGCAUGAGCAUACGGAGAUCAAGCAUGAGAACACAGAGAACUUUUGGGGUAGCUAGUAAGAGAAAGCAAUUGCCAGGGCAUGACGAGGAGCUUAUUAGGAAUCGGAUACGUGGCUGUCACUUUCUUAACUUAUGGGUUACACAUGUGCCUAUCCAAUUGCAAAGAUCGCUCAAGAACUGGGUGCGGAAAGAAAAGGAAAUUCUAUCAGCAGCACCGCAGCUACGCCUGAAAUUUUAAAUAAUGUAAUUUGGAUGCACACGGGAAACAAGAUACUAAAGGACUCCAAAUAGAAUGGUAUAGGGAAGGUAUCAAACAUUAGAGUUAAUAUUCACAACCUAGGAUAAAAUCUGUCAGAAAUAUAGAUAUCCUCAGAGCUAGAAUUCAGGUUAAAUGCUCCAAAUACAAUGGCAAGAGGAGGAAAGCUGCAUCAUGAAGGUCUUAAAGCAACAUCGCAAUAGUUAGGAAGUAGUGAAGUACUAUGCUCUACCUUUUUUUCUACAAUACAUGAGAGAGUUGUGUGUCAUUUCAUUAAUAAAGAAUAAGAGCAUAGAUGAAAACAA
Messenger RNA from Panicum hallii, 1960 nucleotides. RefSeq lists its product as uncharacterized. The transcript is spliced from 2 exons. Lineage: Eukaryota; Viridiplantae; Streptophyta; Magnoliopsida; Poales; Poaceae. The coding region runs from base 75 to 1637 and encodes 520 amino acids. The record is from RefSeq and is a predicted model, not a curated record.